Molecule: messenger RNA, 4449 nt
Organism: Danio rerio (zebrafish)
Lineage: Eukaryota; Metazoa; Chordata; Actinopteri; Cypriniformes; Danionidae
Source: RefSeq, a predicted model, not a curated record
ACGUUGGCGCACAGUCGAGCUGAAUCGUACCUGUUUCACAGGAAGCAGGACUGGGACUACACUCAACUGUACAACAGGCAGCAAACAACGUCUUCAGGCUGGGAAACGAAACGCUACCACGGAGAAGAAAACUCCAUCCACCCAGGGGGAAAGUCGUGAAGGAGGGGAGGCCCUGCAACACCGGAGCUACCAUGGUGGGUGAGCGCCGCAAUGGAAACCUGCUGGUUCAGCUGGGCCCGAAGCUGCAGGCUUACCCAGAGGAGCUUAUCCGCCAGCGGAGGACUCACGACGGCCAGACGGAGUAUCUGAUCCGCUGGAGUCUUCUGACCGUGGAGGACAGCAGCAGUUCAGGCUGCAGCAAUGAGGCGAGCGGCGGUAGCGGCAGCAGUUCAGGAGUCGGUGGAUCCAGCGGCUCCACCUCCGGAGAGAGCAAGACUGAGAGCAUCCUCAUGUGGAUGUCCACCGAAGACGUCUACGCCAACUGCCCCACUCUCCUAGGCAAGCGCAAGGCGGACUCCCAGAGGCCUCUGCUGGAGGAAGAGGAGCGUCCUAGCGGCCAGUUUCCUGCAGAUGUCACCUUUGAUGAGGGAGAAUUGUCAGACAUGAAAGAUGACGUGAAGAAUCUGGUGCGGCGUGCCCGGAAGCAAAUGGCCAAGAACAGCGACUUCGGUAUAAGCAUCACGCACACCAUCCACGUGCUGAGCGCCUAUGCCAGUAUCGGCUCACUAGUAGGAGUCUUCAAGGAGACUGGAGCUCUCGACCUGCUCAUGGAACUGCUCUGCAACAAGGAGCGACAAACCAGGCGCAGCGCUGGCAAGAUGUUGCGAGCCUUGGCUUCUCAUGAUGCCGGGAGUCGUGCCUAUGUGCUCCUGUCUCUCAGCCAGCAGGACGGCAUCGAGCAGCACAUGGACUUUGAUAACCGCUACACCCUGCUGGAGCUCUUUGCAGAGACCACCUCCUCCGAGGAGCAUGGCAUCUCCUUUGAGGGCAUUCAUCUUCCCCAGAUUCCUGGCAAGCUGCUUUUCUCGCUGGUGAAGCGUUACCUGUGUGUCACUUCACUGAUGGACAAGCUGAACACAGCAGGCGUGGAGUCGACCUCUGAGCGCCAGGACGUCGGCCCCUCCUCCUCCUCCUCCACAGCGUCCUACCAAUCAGAGCAAGCUCGAGUGCAGCGGGAGUUCGAGUUCACCAUGGCCAUGGCUAACCUCAUCUCAGAGCUGGUGCGGGUCAUGGGCUGGGACCGCAACCGACAGCUACCCUUCUCCUCCAGCAGCGCAAGCAGAGGCCUGGACGAAAUUAAUAACGAGAUCCAGAAACACACAGUCCGCUCCAUCUUUCAGCCACGCUUCUCUUCUUCCACUUCUAUCAUGGCCGCUACAGCGAUGGCUGCAGUCACGCCACCGAAGAAGAAGAAAACCACUAAUGGUUUCAAGACACGUUCUGACUUCUCUUCACGUUCAGCUUAUGUGGAGUAUGUGCAGGACAACCUAAAGAGUGGCAUGAUGGUCCGUAUGCUGGAGGACUAUGAGGAGGUCAGCUCCGGGGAUGAAGGAGAAUUUCGCUACAGUAACGACGGCUCACCUCCAGUGCAGGUCUACUGGAACUCCCUUUCCAGGACCUACUGGGUGCACUGGCAUAUGAUUGAAAUCCUGGGCAACGGCACUGGAGGUCAGGCAGAGAAGGAGACUCAGGAAAAGGCGUCCUCCCUCACAGAGACUCUCAAACUCACUACUGACGUGGCAGUGAGUCAGACGUUCUUCUCCAAGCCCCCCGGUGGGCUCUACUCAUUGCCUUAUCUAAUGGAGGGCUCGCAUGGUGACGCAGGCCGCCUGAGCCGCGCUGAGUGGUGGGAAGUGCUCUUUUUCAUUAAGAAGUUGGAACCCAAGCAACAACAGGAGGUCAACAACAUCCUACGACAGAGCCUUGAUGAACCGGAUGCUGUCCCUCACGGGCGAGGGGCGCAGAAAGUCCUCCACUACCUGAAACAGAAUCUGCAGGCGUCCUGUCUAGGAGACCUGCUCUGCUCCCACACCUUCAUCAAGCAUUACCUGAGCUGCGGUGGUGCCGGCCUCGAGGAUGAAGAAAUGCUGAUGGACGGCUCAUUUGGAGGACAGGGAGCUUCAUCGUCUUCAUCAUUAUCUUCAGCCACAGUCUCGUCCUCCUCUUCCUCAGCCUCUUCCUGCACCAUGGGCUCGGUGUCCAAGAAAGCCAAGAAAGAGAUUGUGGCAGACCCCGUCAGCUGUGGGAAUGAGAAGGAGAACGAGCUUCCCAAUGAAGACGACAGCAAGUAUCCUGAUGACCUUGAGGAGAAGAUGAAAGUGUUCAACAGUCCAAAGGUGCAGGGUAAGAAGAGCUCUCUGGAGAAGAUGGGGGAAGUGGUGGACAUGAUGAAGAAGAGUAGCUCAGACUCUGGACUGCAGCUUGCCGGCAUGAAAGUCAUCAGCAAGAUCACGGAGGAGGAAGGACCUCAAGAGAGAAGCACCCUCAGAUCAGACUCUGCGCAAACCAUCCGUGACAAAGUCUUAAAGAUGUUGGUGGAGAUGAUUGGCAGCCAGCCCAAGCAGAACGCGGUCACUGCGCUGCUGCUGACCCGCAAUCUUAUGCUGAAAUACGAGUGGAGGGUCUCCUUCGCCACUGAGGGCGGUGUUAAAGCCGUCCUGUGCUGCAUGCAGGAGUAUCCCACCUGUAUACAGGUGCAGCAGAUAGCACUGGCGACCCUUAAGGUCAUCACAGGUGCCAGUAAGCAUGACCCUCGCAGUGUGGGUGCGUAUUUGCCCCUGUCUGAGUCUGGCACUCAGAUGAUGCUGGAAAUUUUCGCGAGCAUUGGCUCUGCUACACCAGAAGGCUCCAAAGGGCUCCUUUGUGCCAUCCCUUCAGCCAUAGACCUCAUGCUUGGAACAACAGGUUGUGGUUUGUCUGUGCGGAAUGGGCUGCUGGUCAUCAUCAUGCUGAUUUCCAGCCACAAGAGUCUGGCAGAGCAGCUGGUCGCCUGUAAUGUCAGUGCCACGCUCAAGAAGUGCCUUCCUGCUCAGAAUCACCACAGCAUGCUGGCCAUCAUCGCUCUCAAUCACAUUUCCAUGGUCCACAAGCUGGAGAAAAAAGAGUCUCAAGAAGAGCAUGACUUCAAGGACACCGAACUGAAGAUGUUGGUGGCCAGUCUGAAGGAAAUGCCAGCAACCAAAGAGGUCAUAAUGACUUUGGAGCAACUGCUCUGUGACGACGCCUCUCAGCUGGAGGACGAGAGGAACGAGGUAACCCGCAGCAGAGACACCUUCCAGGACCUCAUCCGCCUCAUGGACCAGCACAGGGCGGAUCGGGCUGUACAGCUGUCCAUCCUUCGGAUUUUGACCAAGUUUUUGGACAACUACCAGGAGGAUCUGUUGCCGUGGCAUGAGAGCAUUGAGCCUUGCUUGUCAUCUAUGACGGCCUUUGUCAGUGACAGAGAGGUCGUUCAGCAGUUCAUCCGUUUCCUGUAUCGACUCGCAUCUCUGAAUAAAGACUACGCUGUUGUGAUGUGUCGUCUGGGCACUAAAGACGCUCUUCUAAAAGCGCUGGACAAACACAACACCAGCCUCCUCAUGGUCACGGAGCUGCGGGAUCUGAUCAAUGAUUGUGAGAAGUACGCCAGUCUCUACAAGAAAAUGACCACCAGUGUGCUGGCAGGAUGCAUACAGAUGGUCCUUGGUCAGAUUGAGGAGCACCGGCGCAGCCAUCAGCCCAUCAAUAUUCCCUUCUUUGAUGUGUUUCUGCGGAACUUGUGCCAAGGCUCCAGUGUGGAACUGAAAGAGGACAAAUGUUGGGAGAAGGUGGAGGUGUCCUCCAAUCACCAUCGAGCUAAUAAACUGACCGACAAAAACCCCAAAACCUACUGGGAAUCCAACGGUUGCACCGGCUCGCAUUUCAUCAACAUUUACAUGCAUAAAGGGGUGGUCAUCAGGCAGUUGACUGUGCUUGUAGCCAGCGAGGACUCGAGUUACAUGCCGGCUCGUAUUGUAGUUCUUGGAGGAGAUGAUCCUACAAACAUCAAUACUGAACUCAACACUGUAAAUGUGGCACCUUCUGCUAGUCAUGUGGUUUUGCUGGAGAAUAUGACCCGUUUCUGGCCUAUCAUUCAGAUCCGAGUCAAAAGAUGUCAACAGGGUGGCAUUGAUACACGAGUGCAUGGGUUUGAGGUUCUGGGGCCGAAGCCCACAUUUUGGCCUGUGUUUAAGGAGCAGCUGUGUUGCCGCACUUAUCUCUUCUAUACUACAAAAGCCCACACCUGGUGUCAGGAGAUUUUGGAGGACAAGAACCAGCUGCUGCAGCUUUUUAACAAGUUAAAUAGUGCCCUGAAACACGAGCAGAUGUUUGCAGACCGGUUUCUUCCUGACGCCGAGGCCGCAGAGGCUUUAGGCCGGACCUGCUGGGAAGCUCUCAUCACCCCAAUUGUACAGAGCAUCACUAUUUCAG